UAAACUUUUUAAAAGAGAUGACUUUUUUUAAAAUGUUUAAAUUAGGAGAGUGUUGAGCAGAAAGAGAUUGGGUGCGAUGGAUUACAGUUUGGCAGCGUUGAAGCUUCUAUGCUCACAGCUUAAAGAAGCUCGAGAAGUUUCCUCUGGGUCACUUCAAAAUAGUUUCACCCUCGGACCCAUCCUCUUCCAACGCGCUUGGUUACAGGGCGUUCUGGUGUCCUCCGACGGCGGCGGACCUUUUCUUCUUGACGAUGGUACCGGCGUCAUCGAACUCUCACUCUCUGGCGAGUUCCGUCAACGUCAAUUGAAAGUUGGAAUGUAUGUGAUGGUUGUUGGAGGGUACUUCUUACGUGCGGCGGGAGAACCUUCCGUCAUCAAGGUUCACAAGAUUGUUGAUCUUUCAUCAUCCCCGAACCGAGAAGCAAUGUGGUAUCUCGAAGUUAUAGAGGCAUACAAAUUGUUCUAUCAACCUCUUAUGGAUGAAUUUAUGUAAUGGGGUACACUAUUAGACAGAAUGUGUAUUUAAGAUUGACAUCCCCUACUUUGGGUCACUCAAACACAGAAUUGUAUUCACAUGUCCAUUUCUUUAUUCUGUGGGAAAUUCACUAACAAAGUGCAUUGUAAAGUCAUCACAAUUCAUAAAAGUAUUUACUGGUCGAAAAUUAUUCA
Molecule: messenger RNA, 669 nt
Organism: Lathyrus oleraceus (garden pea)
Lineage: Eukaryota; Viridiplantae; Streptophyta; Magnoliopsida; Fabales; Fabaceae
Exons: 4
Coding region: 77-493 (138 amino acids)
Biological process (GO): negative regulation of double-strand break repair via homologous recombination; maintenance of rDNA; regulation of sister chromatid segregation
Cellular component (GO): cytosol; nuclear speck
Source: RefSeq, a predicted model, not a curated record